Messenger RNA from Phaeodactylum tricornutum CCAP 1055/1, 195 nucleotides. RefSeq lists its product with no specific name. Gene Ontology annotation, biological process: rRNA pseudouridine synthesis; positive regulation of telomerase RNA localization to Cajal body; snRNA pseudouridine synthesis. The record is from RefSeq and is a predicted model, not a curated record. NCBI's taxonomy places the organism in Eukaryota, Bacillariophyta, Bacillariophyceae, Surirellales, Neidiaceae. Gene Ontology annotation, cellular component: box H/ACA snoRNP complex; box H/ACA telomerase RNP complex. The coding region runs from base 1 to 195 and encodes 64 amino acids. The transcript is spliced from 2 exons. Gene Ontology annotation, molecular function: box H/ACA snoRNA binding; telomerase RNA binding.
AUGCAUUUGAUGUAUUACAAUGACAGCAACGGAAAAAGGGUGUAUACGCUGAAAAAAGAGACUGCUGCUGGAAAGAUCACUGAAAGUGCGCACCCGGCGAGAUUUUCCCCGGAUGACAAAUUCAGCGCCCAAAGAGUCGCGUGUAAGAAGAGAUUUGGAAUAUACCUUCCGGCUUUACCCCAGAAACCAAUGUGA